CUUCUAUUUUUGUUCUUGUCUUUUGUUUGCUAAUUAUUCUGUUUAGUUCCUUAUUUUGUUUCUGUCCUUUGCUAUUAUUUACUCUUAUAUGUGUUCAAAGAAAACUCCAAUUAGGGAAGGAUCAUCUAUAAUCUUAGUUGAUUGUAUGGUGUAGCUUAGCUGUAAUUUUGAUGGUAUCAUAAUUAUAUGAAAAUUAAGUUAAAUUUCCAAGAUUCCGUUUCUAGAUAAGAAAUCCUAUAAUAAUUUGGCACUUGAUAAGCUGACAGUUUGUGAUGCGUGAAUGUCUUGGAAGACAAGAAGCCUAGUAUUGAAAGGUGUAAGGUUUCGUAAGGCAGUUAAGGCCCCAAAGUCUAGGCUCUAGAUUCUGAUGCUUGAAGUUAACUGCAAAUAUUUGUUUUGAUUUCAUAAAUUUUCAUUGCUUAAUGCCUCCUGGAUUAAAAGAUGGAAUUUCUAAGUGUGAAAGAACAUGGAUGUUGUUGUGUUUAAUCACACAAGGGUAAAAUAUGAAUAUGUGUUGUUUAUUUUAAUUGCAAUAUAUAUCUCUCAAAGCAAUUCUUUCACUUUUUCAGGAAUUUUGUUAUGGAAGGGGAGAAAGUAAUUGGUGGUUUCAUGAGAAUAUUAAUUUUCAAUAAUUCUCAAGCUGUGAACCUUUUUCUUUUUUGCCCUUGGGUGGUGAUGAAAACUGCAUGUUGUUGACCUUUCUGAAAUCCAAUUUUCAAAGAACCAACGAAGGAGAUGUACAUUGGACUAUACCUUUUACUUUUUGUGGCCACCUUGAUACAAUAUUUCAUCACUUCUUAUUCGUCUCCCGGAUAUGUGCUCGAUGCAAUGAGGGCAGUUAAUGAAGGGCACUCUCACACUACUCUUGUAACUUCUAUACAACCUGCUACAAGUAAAAAUGGGAAUUUUACUAUCCCUAUAAACGGUGAUCCUCCGGCAAGAAACCUCAUUGGAAGUAAUGUAGCUUGGAUGAGACUAGUGAUGAAUAUGUAUCCUCCUGGAUCCUCUAUGAGACAAUUGACUUGCACGUAUUGUAAUGUUUUACAGCCUCCUCGAGCAAAGCAUUGCCAUGAUUGUGAUAAGUGUGUUCUUCAGUUUGACCAUCAUUGUGUUUGGCUUGGAACAUGCAUAGGCCAGGGUAAUCAUUGUCGAUUUUGGUGGUACAUCUGUGAAGAGACAGCAUUGUGCCUUUGGACAAGCAUUUUGUAUGCUUCAUAUCUGAAGGCUAACAUAUCAAGAUCUUGGUGGAUGGAUGCAAUGAUGAUAAUAUUGCUCGUCACGUUGUCGAUAUCAUUGAUCUUUUUAGUACUUUUGCUUAUAUUUCACAGUUACCUUGUUUUGACUAAUCAAACUACAUAUGAGCUUGUACGGCGCAGACGUAUCCCUUACAUGCGAACCGUACCUGAAAGAGUGUAUCCUUUCAGCAACGGCAUGUGUCGAAAUCUUUACAAUUUCUGUUGUGCUAAAAUGGGCAUCUAUACUCUGGAACGUCUUCCAACAGUUGAAGAACUUGAAUUUAAGCGCAGACGCCGUUCCUGUUCACAAAUUUUAUGCUGACGUUGUUAACAAUGUGCCUUUCGUAUUGAAGAUUUUGUCUCGACCACAUUGUGAAGAUCCAUACUCCUAUGUGUUUGCCGUAUUUCUUAGAAUUGACAACCACCUGUAAGUCGGAAACGCUGUUAUGUGCCCGUUUUUGGUUCCUCAGUUUUUAAAUCAGAUUGGAGUAAGCUGUUGCAUAGUCAUUUUGUUUGGGUCACGAUGGUUCCCGUACGAGGAAUUUGAGGAAUCAAGCUUAGUUUUCACAACAGCUCUAUCCUUGAGGUUUCAUCUAAUCUUUGGAUCUGUUCGAACUCAUUCUCAAUCCUAUUUUGAGUGCUAUAUUAGACUUCAAAUUUGUUGGAGUACUUGUGGAAAUAGUUAGCAAUGUAAUUUUUAGAGAAUGGUCUCAAGUUCCACCCAAAAUCUGUAAGAGUAGCCAUUUGUAUUUCCGAGUUAUGAUAAUCAUAAAAGGCUAUCAACGUAUUCAAGUCUAUUUUUGAUUAGUAAAUGUCUUGGGACAAUUUUAAUGCUUGUAUAAAAUUUUUUUUAUAUGU
Messenger RNA from Amaranthus tricolor (Joseph's coat), 2093 nucleotides. RefSeq names its product protein S-acyltransferase 10-like. The coding region runs from base 736 to 1557 and encodes 273 amino acids. The record is from RefSeq and is a predicted model, not a curated record. The transcript is spliced from 10 exons. NCBI's taxonomy places the organism in Eukaryota, Viridiplantae, Streptophyta, Magnoliopsida, Caryophyllales, Amaranthaceae. Gene Ontology annotation, molecular function: protein-cysteine S-palmitoyltransferase activity. Gene Ontology annotation, cellular component: Golgi apparatus; endoplasmic reticulum. Gene Ontology annotation, biological process: protein targeting to membrane; peptidyl-L-cysteine S-palmitoylation.